AUGACUGCUGCCUGGAAAGCCGCCGGUUUGACUUACAACCGCUACCUGGCCAUUGCCGCCCGCACGGUGCGCCAGUCCCUCAAGGACGGUCCCCGCCUCGCCGCCGAGCGCCGCGGCCUGAUGGACCUUCGCUUCGCCAAGUGGGAGAACGGCAAGCAGGGCGACCCUCAGUCGCUCGCCCAGGCCAACAAGGACGCCCUCGCUGCUCAGGCCAACCAGAAAUAA
This is a messenger RNA of Penicillium alfredii, 225 nucleotides long. RefSeq names its product ATP synthase subunit epsilon family protein. Gene Ontology annotation, molecular function: proton-transporting ATP synthase activity, rotational mechanism. Gene Ontology annotation, biological process: proton motive force-driven mitochondrial ATP synthesis. Bases 1 to 225 code for a protein of 74 amino acids. The record is from RefSeq and is a predicted model, not a curated record. Gene Ontology annotation, cellular component: mitochondrial inner membrane. NCBI's taxonomy places the organism in Eukaryota, Fungi, Ascomycota, Eurotiomycetes, Eurotiales, Aspergillaceae. The transcript is spliced from 3 exons.